CCCGUGUGCGCUUCUCCAGCUUCAUUCCAUCCUAUCCCUCCUCUUCUCUCGACUUUACCUUAUUCUCUUUCCCCUCACCCCAUUGUGCGCUUCCCUUGAUUGGUUUGGGAUCUGGGGUUCGGUUUGCUCGUGCUUCAAUUGAUCCUCUCCUAUACCUUGUAUCAUAUUCUCUUCCUUUUUACCCUCCGUUCCAUUUCCUUUCUAUUCUUCUCCACCGCUACCCGAGUUCGAGUCAUCCAAGUCGUCGCCAGGUCGCUACGCUUCGCUCAUACUUCCAACUCUCUUCGCUUCCAUUCCGAUCCGGUCAAUCCAUUGAUUAUUUCGCAAAAUGUCCCAGACCAACGGCGAAUUGGAGCACUCGAAAGAGUCUCCCGAACAGCAACUCAAUGGCGAUUCCCCCGUGGAGGGCCAGGAUGAGGAGGUCAGCGGUGGUCUUUUCCAGAUCUCCGUGAAGUUGCCUCGUGAGCCAUACAAGAUCCAGGUCAUGGUGUCAAGCCAAGAACAAGUUCAAGAUGUUCGCCAAUCCAUUGUCGAGCUUCCCAGCACCUUCCAGUACACCUGCUUCCACCUCGAGUUCAACGGUCAGCGCAUCAACGACUUCGUCGAAUUGUCAGAGGUACCAGAUCUCAAGGCCGACUCCGAGAUCGUCCUCGUGGAGGACCCUUACAAUGAGAAGGAGGCCCGCAUGCACGUCGUCCGAAUGAGAGAACUGGUUGGUGCCGCUGGUGACCGUGUCGAUAACCUCCAUGGCCUCAGUGCGGGUCUAUCUCUGCACGAUGCCAUUGCGGCCGACGCCGAAGAGUCUACCUCGGACAAGGACCACUCUCUGUCCAAGUAUGAGAUCGCUAGCGCUCCGUCGCUGAAGACCAUUCUUCCCCGCGACGAGACUCCUCUUCCCAAGACCGUGAAGGCCAUCUCUCUCUCUGCUUGGAACCCUCCUCCCUACCACCUGCGUCAGAAGGGUCACUUGCUCUACCUCCAGGUCACCACCAACGAGGGUGAGCAGUUCCAGAUCACCUCCCACGUCUCUGGCUUCUACGUAAACAAGUGCUCAAACAUGAAGUUUGAUCCUUCCCCGAAGACUAUCCCCAAGUGCGGCAAGGCCCACUCGCUGCUCUCUCUGAUUGCCCACCUGUCGCCUUCCUUCAGCUCCUCUUUUGAAGCUCUUCAGGAGUCCAACAACAAGAAGGAUCUUUUGACUACCUUCCCCUUCCAGAACUCCAUCCCCAACAACCCGUGGUUGGUGCCUUCGCCCGCCUCGAACGCUAACGCACACCAGGCAGAUAUCACCCGCUCUCAGGAGAACUACCUGAUCUCUGGUGUUGACAACGCUGAGACUUUGAGGGACUGGAACGAGGAGUUCCAGACCACUCGGGAGCUUCCUCGGGAUACUGUUCAGGAUCGUGUGUUCCGUGAGCGCUUGACAUCCAAGCUGUUCGCCGACUACAACGAGGCUGCUGCUCGUGGUGCGGUUCUGGUCGCUCGCGGUGAAGUUGCCCCCCUCAAUCCCACCGAGGACCGUGACGCCCAAAUUUUCGUGUACAACAACAUCUUCUAUUCCUUUGGUGCUGACGGUGUUGGUACCUUCGCCUCCGAGGGUGGUGACGAAGCCGCUCGCGUUGCUGUCGGUAAGGAUGUCUUGGGUAUCAAGGCUGUCAACCAGCUUGACAUUAAUGGCCUGUUCACUCCUGGAACUGUUGUCGUUGACUACCUCGGCAAGCGCAUCGUUGGUCAGAGCAUUGUACCCGGUAUCUUCAAGCAGCGGGAGCCCGGUGAGCACCAGAUCGACUACGGUGGUGUUGAGGGUAAGGAUGUUGUGGCUACCCACCCCGACUUUGUGUCUGUCUUUGAGAAGAUGUCCAAGGCUCUUCGGGUCAAGAAGCACGCCGUCUGGGACAAGGAGAACCAGCGUCAUGAGCUUGAGGGCAGUGUAGAGACCAAGGGUCUUCUGGGCACCGACGGCCGCAAGUAUGUGCUUGACUUGUACCGCGUGACUCCUCUGGAUGUGACUUGGCAAGAGGGAGAAGGCGGCGAUGCCUACCCGCACCGCAUGUCUGUCUUGAGAUUGGAGCUCGUUGAGUCGUACUGGAGACAUAAGAUGAGCCAAUAUGUCAAGGCCGAGGUCGAGCGCCGCCGCCAGGCCAAGGCUGAGGAGGAGGCCUCCAAGGAGAAGACUGAGGAGUCCGCUGAAUCCAAGGAGCAGAGCUCCGAGGAGAAGCCCGAGGACAAGCCCGAGGAGAAGACUGAGGAGAAGCCCGUGGAGAAGACUGAGGAGGCUCUUGAUCAGGAGCGUGUUGACAUCUCUGGAUUCUCGCUUGCCCUGAACCCUGACGUGUUCAGCGGCCAGGUUCCUCAGACUGAGGAGGAGAAGCAACAAUGGGCACAGGACGAGAAGGAGGUCCGUGAGACCUGCGACUACCUGCGCUCCAAGGUCAUGCCUGAGCUUGUUCAGGAUCUGCAUGAUGGAGAUGUCGGCUUCCCCAUGGACGGACAGUCUCUCAGCCAACUGCUGCACAAGCGUGGUAUCAACAUCCGUUACCUCGGCAAGCUAGCCCAGCUGUCGAAGGAGAAGGGUACUCGUCUUGACGCCCUGACCACUCUCCUCGUCCAGGAGAUGAUUGCUCGUGGCUUCAAGCACAUUGCCAACCAGUACCUCCGCAACGUUCCGGCUCCUUUCGUUACCUCUUGCGUUGCCCACUUGUUGAACUGCCUACUGGGUGCUGAUGUCAACCCCGACCCUCGUCCUGAGAUCGACGCUGCCCUGCGCUCGAUCUACCCCGAAGGUGAUUUCUCUUUCGAGAAGGUCACUCCGGCUGUUCUCCGGGCCGAGAUCGAGAAACAAGUCACCAUCCGGUACCGCUUCACCUUGGAGGCUGAGUGGUUCAACUCUCUGCGCCACCUACAGCUCCUUCGUGACAUCUCCAUCAAGCUUGGUCUUCAGCUUGGUGCUCGCGAAUUCGCCUUUGACAAGUCCCAGAUCCCUGCCAAGCUGCCUGUCACCAACGGUGCCAACGGCUCUGUUCAGGAAGAGAGCAACGGCAAGAAGAAGAACAAGAAGAAGGGCAGCAACUCUAGCUCUCCUGCCCGUGCUCCCGUCGAGGACAAGCCGGCUCUCACUAUCUCUGCCGAUGACAUCCUCAACAUCGUGCCCCUCGUGAAGGAUGCCGCUCCCCGCAGCUCGCUCGCUGAGGAGGCUCUUGAGGCUGGACGUAUCUCCCUUAUGCAGAACCAGAAGCAAUUGGGCCAGGAGCUCAUUCUGGAAUCUCUCUCGUUGCAUGAACAGAUCUACGGCAUUCUCCACCCUGAGGUUGCCAAGCUCUACCAUCAGCUGUCUAUGCUCUACUACCAGACGGACGAGAAGGAAGCGGCUGUCGAGUUGGCUCGCAAGGCUGUCAUUGUCACCGAGCGGACUCUGGGUGUUGACUCUGCCGACACCAUUCUGAGCUACCUCAACCUCAGUCUGUUUGAGCAUGCCUCCGGUAACACCAAGACUGCCUUGGCUUACAUUAAGCAUGCCAUGGACCUCUGGAAGAUCAUUUACGGUGCCAACCACCCCGAUUCAAUCACCACCAUGAACAACGCUGCUGUCAUGCUGCAGCACCUCAAGCAGUACUCCGACUCCCGGAAGUGGUUUGAAGCCUCUUUGGUUGUGUGCGAGUCGCUCUUUGGCAAGCAGUCUAUCAACACUGCCACGAUCCUGUUCCAGCUCGCCCAGGCUCUGGCUCUCGACCAGGACUCCAAGGGUGCUGUUGCUAAGAUGCGGGAUGCCUACAACAUCUUCCUCAGCCAGCUGGGCCCCAACGACCGCAACACCAAGGAGGCCGAAACCUGGCUCGAGCAGCUCACUCAGAAUGCUGUCUCUAUCGCCAAGCAUGCUAAGGACAUCCAGGCCCGCCGUCUGCGCCGCAUCAACAUGACCCCGCGUACCCUUGGCACCAAGGUCCAGCCUCAGGUUGGCCAGUCCGCCUCCGAAGCUGCUGGCGGCAAGAACGGCUCUUUGGAUGCUCGGAGCAUCGAUGAGCUGCUCCAGUUCAUCGAAGGCGGUGACCAGGGCUCCUCCAAGGCCAAGCAGAAGAAGCGUGCUGCUGCCAGCAACCCCAAGCUCCGUGGAUCGAAGAAGUCUUCGGCGUAAGCUCGAUCUGAUCCUUCCCUUCUUUUUUCCUAUUUAUGACGAGGUUAUUGGGUAAAACGAAAAGCUGCCCUGGUUUUUUGCUUUCCUUGGCUUAUCACUGUCUUAACAUGAAUGUUGUAUUUUGACCCUAUAUAUCCUUGUCAAGGGUCGAUCUGUUGGAUGAGCGGUACGUGUGUACUUUUUGUAAAACUCUCUCUACUCUUUUACACCGAUUGGUGAUCAUGGUUCUAUGUUGAUUCUAUCUAUACACUUCUUGAUCUUUCGUUCUUUGCCGGGCAGAGCAUAGCAAGGUCGGGCGAUUUGCAUGCUAUAUCUGGAUAUGUUUACAUGUACUAUAUAUGACCAGUGACCUUCCAAGUGUGUCCGUAAUGAAUCUGAACGUGAAUUUCUUUUUU
Molecule: messenger RNA, 4527 nt
Organism: Aspergillus saccharolyticus JOP 1030-1
Lineage: Eukaryota; Fungi; Ascomycota; Eurotiomycetes; Eurotiales; Aspergillaceae
Product: translation initiation factor 3 subunit CLU1
Exons: 4
Coding region: 329-4132 (1267 amino acids)
Biological process (GO): intracellular distribution of mitochondria
Cellular component (GO): cytoplasm
Molecular function (GO): protein binding; mRNA binding
Source: RefSeq, a predicted model, not a curated record